This is a messenger RNA of Arachis duranensis, 2155 nucleotides long. RefSeq lists its product as uncharacterized. Bases 1012 to 1488 code for a protein of 158 amino acids. The record is from RefSeq and is a predicted model, not a curated record. The transcript has 6 exons. Gene Ontology annotation, biological process: lipid metabolic process. NCBI's taxonomy places the organism in Eukaryota, Viridiplantae, Streptophyta, Magnoliopsida, Fabales, Fabaceae.
UGUGCCACGAGAGCAUUCUGCGAAACCUUCCGCAUCGAAAACUUCCGGGAAGCCAAGCCAUGCGGGAGCGCCAUUUGCGAUUUGGAAGGUUGCAAUCGUACAGAUGAAACAAACACCUUAGGGUUUUGGAAUGGGUUCUGAUGUGGCUUCGGGCGUCGGUUAUCGGGGGCAGUUUCCCCCAUCGCCACGGCGGUAACGGUGUAGGUACAUUCGCGGGAAAAUGGAAACGAAAUUGCGAAACGAUAGUGACAAUGGCGCGAUGCAUGGAAUUAUUUUUUUUUUUGGUCUGGGCCAAAGGCCUCUAGAAGAAACCGGUUUGGAUAGAUCCGCCCCGGUUCCACAACAAAAGCUGAAGCACGCUCUAAUUGAAGAAAAGGAAACAGGUGAAUUUUCAAUGUUCCUCCAUUGCAUGCUAUAUGGCGCCACUUUCAAGUCCUGUGGGAGCUUUGGAUUUUCAAUUGCGAUUGAGUGCGCGCCGUGCUGCAUCGCCUGUGUUUCCCUUUUGUCUUAGCACGAAUUAGUUCUCUUGGGCUUCGUGGCCUUCUGUUGUGGAGCUGCCUCUUAAAACUAAGGUAAAGAGAGCAGUCUCGAGAACGGGCAUACCUACUGCUCCAAAUUUAAAUGCAAGCUGGCCUGCACUUUGUCUAUGAUUCUCUGCAUUGCUCUGCUGAUCCUGUCUUGUUCCUUUCCUUUCAAUUUGAUACCUCGUGGAGCUUCCUUGAAUGGUUUGUGACUUUCUUCUUCGAAGCCUCGAUGAGAUCUGGUCACCCUUAUUUGUCUGCUGUUCAAUUGUGUUUGAAGCUUGCAUCCAACCUGCAUAAGUGUUCGCUCCUGUCCUGCUAGCUAGCGGAGCCUCCUUUUGAAUUAUGUCCUGUAUCGGUGUGGGGGGGUUCCCAGUCCAAUUUCUCUCAAGUUUUCGCUCCGCUUCCAUUGCUGCCGUCAUGUGUGCCAGUUGGUUACCCUCCUUUGGGGUCCAGGGCUGAGCUCGCCUUGAUUCUGUUCGUAGCCCCCAUGAGGAGUCUCCCCCUGUUGUCUCUGAUCAUUGUUGCUGUUGCUCCUUCUCCUGAGUUGCAGUUGAAGGCUGCAUCCACAUUGGCCUUGAUCCACUCCCCUGAUGGUGGCUUCCAGAACGGUGGCAGAGAAGAAGCUAUCCAUGUAGUGAAAGAACAAACACUGCAUCACCUCUCUCGCCUCCUCAAGGAUUUCAAGGUGGAAGUGGAACCUGCUACUCUUGUGCUAUUAGGCCAACAAUGCAAAAAGUUUUUUUGGCCUCUGCUAUCGCUACAUAAUGAAAUUGGAAUGGAUCCACUAGUCAUUAGAGUAAGGGCAGUGCCUGGGCUUGUUGCUGCGGAUAACUUUGCUCUUUGGUCAGUGUUAAUUCAAAAUUUGGCAAAAAUUGGAUAUGAAGGGAAGAACGUGUACAUGGCUUCCUAUGAUUGGAAACUUUCUUUCGAAAAUACUCAGGUUCAAUUAUUAUUUCAAGAGUAAACCUAUAAUUAUAAUCUCUGGAGAGGUACAAAAAUUGAUGGACGCUAGCUAUCUAGUUAGACUUGUUGGAGACCCAAUACUGAAGGCAAUCCUGACUCUUGAGGUUGGUGCAGUUUUUUUUUUCUUUUUUACUUUAGUCAUGAUUUCUCAUUGUUCAUUUUCUGUGCAUAUUAAAUAAAAAUGUUUUGCUCCUUUAAAAAGUCAUUCAUAAAAAUUUAUUUCCACAUUGGAAUUUGGAAAGAAUGAUGGAUAUCAAUGUGGCUAGAAUCAUUUUUGAGAUAAGCAUAAUGGUUGAUCUUACGAGCAUGGUAGAACAGUGGGAUUAUAUUCAUGACUCUUUUGAAUAUGUUAAAAGAAAUGCUAUACACUCAAAUGUUUGAAUGUUAAGAAGCAUGGUAUGCAUGUCAUUCAUAACACGGUCUAUGUAGAACUUUGUUGCAAAGGAUUUUACAUAGAUGGUUUUAAGUCUGGAAAAAAGAGGAGGAUGAAUGAUGGACCCAAUUUAUGAUCUUAAAAAUUGAGAUAUGACAUCCUUGGACCCAAUUUGAAAUAAAGGAGGAUGGAAUACAUUGCUUUUAUGAUAUGAAAAGAAUGUGGCAUGAUGUAUGUAAUCCGAUUGAUCUAAAAAAAUAGUUUUUAUGAUCUCAAAGAUUGAGAUAUGACAUAC